Cucurbita moschata (crookneck pumpkin) is the source of this 1245-nucleotide messenger RNA. Its product is annotated as dr1-associated corepressor-like. The transcript has 7 exons. Gene Ontology annotation, cellular component: nucleus. Lineage: Eukaryota; Viridiplantae; Streptophyta; Magnoliopsida; Cucurbitales; Cucurbitaceae. The record is from RefSeq and is a predicted model, not a curated record. Bases 144 to 986 code for a protein of 280 amino acids. Gene Ontology annotation, molecular function: protein heterodimerization activity. Gene Ontology annotation, biological process: regulation of DNA-templated transcription.
CAGAGCACAAAAAUUGUGUGUUUUUUCCCUCGUCAGUUUUCGCUUUGCUUCCCUGUUUCAGCCUCAGAGCUCUGGCUGUGGCGCUGCCGUGCGUCUCUCUUGCUGGCUAAGUGGCGUUUUGGUUAUUGAAGUUCUUCAACAUCAUGAAGAAGAAGCUCGAUACCCGUUUUCCAGCCGCUCGGAUUAAGAAGAUUAUGCAGGCUGAUGAAGACGUAGGGAAGAUUGCUAUGGCAGUCCCACUUUUAGUCUCAAAAGCUCUGGAACUAUUUUUACAAGAUUUAUGUGACAGGACAUAUGAGAUUACUCUGAAGAGGGGGGCUAAGACAAUGAACUCUUUGCACUUAAAACAAUGCAUACAGACGUUUAAUGUAUUUGAUUUCUUGAGGGAUGUUGUUGGCAAGGUACCUGAUUUAGGUGCCUCUGAUGCUGCGGAGGACCGUUGUAUUUCGAAACGAAGGAAAGUUGAAGAUGAAGAUGGUGGUAAUGAUAGUGAAGAAGAGUCCAAAAGGAGUAAGACGACAGAGGCUGGUCACAACAUUAGUGGCCGAGGAAGGGGUAGAGGCAGAGGUAGAGGUCGUGGGCGUAGUAGUAGGCAUUCGGAGAAGGAUACAGCCAUACAUUCUGAUAACUUGGAAGAAGAUUUGGAAAUUCCUAGUCAUCCUGGCGACAACCUCGACAAAACUGUGGCAGACAACGGUGUAGCAGAAGCUCGAAUGGAGAACGACAAUAUUCCUAUUGACAAAGCUGUAGAACCAUCAGUCCGAAACUUCGACUUGAACGUAAACUUGGAUGAAGAUGGGGACUCAACUUCAAUUCCAGUGGCUGCUUCUACAGGUUCACCAGUAAAGCCCCUGACUGACUCGAAACACGACGAGUAUCCUGGUUGGUCAGUGGCCGAAAUGGAAAAGAUGGUUAUCGAUCCAAUUCAACUAGCGAAUUUGAAUAAGAGUAUAGAUGAUGAGGAAGAUUAUGACGAAGAAGGUUAGUUAUAUUAGGAUCCUCUUUUUCUAUGGAUGAGCAAUUUGAUUCUUUUGCCGCUAAUGAAAUAGUUGAGGUAGGUGCAGGAUAGUGUUGUUGUUCCAGAAGAAAAUGUAUAGUUGAGUUGAUUGUAGAGCUUUUUCUGGAAUCAAAGUCUGGUAGGCUCUUCUGGAGUGUUGUGUGCAUGCUUGGAAAAGCAGCAAGGAAAGUCACCCACCAAUGACUAUCACUUGUUUCACUUAAUUUAAUUCUUCAUUUUCACGUGCA